AUGAACCUUAUUGUCCGAAGAGUACUCCGAGAGAAUCACGUCCACGUGUUGGCAAGCAAUAAGGAGAGAUUGUACUUGUCUCGCGGGCAGCUAGGACGUGGACUAAGUAACAUCGUACACUUAAGUGAGGGAAUUCUUACUAAGAUGCACGACACCUUGUGGAGUGGGUCGAGUGUAUCCCAAAGGAAGGCUGCCAUCCUUGCUGCUGAAAAAGCGCGUGGUACACACCUAGGGACCAUAAAAGGCCAUGUGUCGGCUAAGUAUGGUCUAGGUGCUACCCAAGUUAAUGUGAAGGAGUUGAUCAAACUUCAAAAGGAGUCUUUAAUUAAAAAGAUCAACUUAAAAGUCCUUCACAAGACUCUCUUUAGCAGCCUGGACAACCCGCACAUUGGCAUAUCGUCGUCAUCAACGUGGCUGAAAUAUGGGAAUAACUCUCCCCGAUCAGAAGGGUUGUUUUCAUAUUUGCAGGAUAGAAACUUUUUUAAUGGUCAACGGAAACAGUGUAACCACUGUAAGAGUAAGGCAAUGACCGUUGACCAUUUAGCCACGAAGUGCGGGAGUAUGCUUUACCAUGAUUACACAUGGAGGCAUAACGAGGUGGUGAGGUCCCUCCAUCUUUUGCUCUGCAAUAAGUAUGGCUUGAGGCGGUCCAGAAAGUUGCGAACCUAUCGAGUUCAAUCGAUGUGUGAGAACUCGCGGGUGUGCAUUAAGGUGGAUACCCCCAUACGCACCUCGAUUGUUGUCCAGCACAACAGACCCGAUAUUGUGGUCCACGAUAAGGUCACCGGGGAGAUUGUUAUCGUGGAGAGCAAAGUGAUCCAUUUAAACAAUACAUGUUUGUCCGAAUUUAUUGAGUAA
Messenger RNA from Octopus sinensis (East Asian common octopus), 858 nucleotides. RefSeq lists its product as uncharacterized. The transcript has 2 exons. The coding region runs from base 1 to 858 and encodes 285 amino acids. The record is from RefSeq and is a predicted model, not a curated record. NCBI's taxonomy places the organism in Eukaryota, Metazoa, Mollusca, Cephalopoda, Octopoda, Octopodidae.